AUGAACUUGAACGUGGAACUGAUCGUGAUAUUCUUAAUCCCAGGGGUAAGGUCCUCUAGCCGUACUCACAGCUUUGCACUCGUUACAUCAAUGGCAGUGUAUCUCAGCUUACGUGCCACACUUUCAAAACCUCUCAGAUCUUUACUGUAGCGAGUACAAAGUUCAAACUGGCCAUUGCAAUUCGAAUUCGGUCGCCGACGUUUUUUGUUUUUGUUACUGGGGCUCAUGAAUUGCAAUCCUUCGGGUUGGCUGGGACCGCUAGAAAAAGAGCUAAAAGAGGUUAUAAAGCAACGACGGCAAGCAAUUGGGUGAAAGUCAAACCCCUGCGCGCAAAGAGCGCUGCGCAGAUUGUAGAUUUUUUUUUUUUUGUAGAAACUGUUCAUCAUAUUGCCCCCAAUUCCUGUUCCCCCUGA
Messenger RNA from Microbotryum saponariae, 413 nucleotides. Lineage: Eukaryota; Fungi; Basidiomycota; Microbotryomycetes; Microbotryales; Microbotryaceae. The record is from the annotation of a GenBank genome assembly.